This is a messenger RNA of Cydia splendana, 1438 nucleotides long. Its product is annotated as serine protease inhibitor 3/4-like. Lineage: Eukaryota; Metazoa; Arthropoda; Insecta; Lepidoptera; Tortricidae. Gene Ontology annotation, molecular function: serine-type endopeptidase inhibitor activity. Bases 33 to 1172 code for a protein of 379 amino acids. The record is from RefSeq and is a predicted model, not a curated record. The transcript is spliced from 8 exons.
UGUGACUCAGUAUAAAAACAUACGUGGUAGAGAUGACAUCGGUUUCUCACGUAGCGAAUUUCGCGGCGCGGUUCUGCAAUGAACUGGACAACAACAAAAACUUAAUCUGCUCUCCUCUGUCCGCGGAGAUGGUGCUGGCGCUAGUGGCCCUCGGCAGCAGCAACGAAUCUCGCGCAGAAAUAUUCAAAGUCCUCGCCAUUCCUAAUGAAGACGAGCUCUUUUCCACAUUCAUAUCCCUGAAAACAAGUCUAGCUUCGAAGCCUUCAAAACAUGAAACAUCCAACGAUGUUACGUUAAAAAUCGCAAACAAAAUCUACGUGAAACAGGGGGCAGCACUAAAGGUGACCCUUAAGAAGGACGCAGAAGAAGUCUUCCAAGCCAGUUUGGAACAAAUAGAUUUUACCCAAAGUGAUAAUGCUGCGAAUGCCAUUAAUAAAUGGGUGAACAAUCAAACCAACAACACAAUUAGAGACAUUGUUUCUGCCGACAUGCUCGAUAAAGACACACGACUUGUACUCAUCAACGCCAUCUACUUCCACGCUUUCUGGGAGUAUCAAUUUGAGGCCGACGAUACAUACACCAGAGUAUUUCACGUUAAUAAAUCCAAGAAAAUCGAUAUUAAACACAUGAGUUUACAGGGUAAACCUUUUAAUUACAAACACAGUCCGGAGUUAAAGGCUAAAAUAUUGCAGAUGUUCUACGUUGGAGGUAAAGCCAGUAUGGUGAUAGUUCUGCCAGAUGAAAUCGAGGGUCUGAGUAAUGUGAUGAAACAACUGGUAGCCGGGUAUGAUCUGAUGGCAGAGGUCAACAGUCUAAAAAAGAAACCACUUCAAGUAAUCAUGCCUAAGUUUAAAGUUGAAUCUGAGAUCAAUCUGAAGGAACUGUUACCUAAGAUGGGUAUCAAGGCAAUUUUUGAUCCAAAAAAGUCAGAUGUCAACAUGUUGUCAAGUAAUGAUCGACAGUUUGUAUCCGAAGCCAUUCAGAAAGCCUUCAUAGCGGUGGACGAACUGGGCACGGAAGCGGCAGCAGCCUCACAAAUUAUGGAACGAGAACUUUGUGGGAUUUGGACCGACGAGAAGUUUACAGCAGACCAUCCCUUUCUCUACCUACUCACAGUCACAGCUCACCACAUCCCUAUAUUUUAUGGAAUCUACAAUGGAACAGAAAAUUGAGAAAAAUCUGAAUAUAUUUAAUUUGUGAUCGUAAAAUCUGGUAACUUUAGUCCACAACUUACAACUAUAGUCCAAAUUCACAAAAUAUUGUAUACCUAUUAUGUUAUGUUAUGUAUAUUAUUAUGUACAAGUAUUUUUCAUAUUAUGCUGAGUAUAUAAUAUAGAAAGAGCAUUAGUGUAUCCAAAAUAAAUGUAACAAGUACAAAUCAUGUUAACGCUCGUUAAAAAUCAACGUUAAAAUCUGGAUUAUAGUUGUACUUAAAGUG